AUGGAUGAGCUGAAUUUGAAUCUCCAGGAGGUCGACUCUCUCGAGGCAAUCGUGAUCGUGGACAAUGAGCUGGAUCCGAUGUCCCCUCCAGCUCCAGAUACUGUCCAAAUCGUGGGAAACUUAGGACAAAUCGCCCUGAGAUCGGAUAACAAUUUGACCGAUCGAGGUGGGGCAUCCAAAGAAAUGCGAAUGGAAGAUAUAUGCUGCUCUGCGCAUGGUCUCUCUAUUUUAGUGACAGCUACCAAGGGUGACCAGAAACACUCGGUCCUUUUCGAUGUUGGACCGGAAGAAGAUGUCUGGGAGAGAAAUGUCAAUCGACUACGUCCCAAUCUCUCGUCCAUCGAAGUCAUCCAACUCUCGCAUUGGCAUCGAGAUCACUCGGGCGGCCUAUUAAGAGCAAUCGAAAUGAUCAGAGAAUCCCGCUCAGACGACCUUGUCGUGGACGUACACCCAGACCGACCCGUCUACCGAGGAAUUGCUCUACCAGACACCAUCAUCUCCCUCCAGGCCGACCCAACCUUUGAGGAAAUCCAAAAUAGCGGUGCAGUACUACAAAAGCAUGACGAAGCUCACACGGUACUCGACGAUUUCUUCCUAAUCUCGGGCGAGAUUCCUCGAGUCACGCCGUACGAGACCGGCCUCCGGAACGCAGUCCGCUACGAUCCAGAAGAGAAAGACUGGUUCUCGGACGAACUCAUCGCGGACGAGCGCUUCCUCGCAUGCAAUCUCAAAGGCAAAGGACUCGUUGUAUUCACCGGCUGCAGCCAUGCCGGCGUGGUGAACACAGCAAAGAACGCAGUCCAACUCGGCGGCGGCGCACCACUCCACUGCGUCGUGGGUGGGUAUCAUCUCUCCAUGAGUGAGCCCGCGCAGGUACAGAGUACAGUUGCCGAUUUGAAACGACUGGACCCUGCAGUUCUCAUGCCCGGGCACUGCACAGGCUGGCGGGCGAAAUUCGCCAUUGAGAAGCAUAUGCCCGGUACCAUGGUUCCUUGCACAGUGGGGACAAAGAUUAUAUUUUAG
Messenger RNA from Penicillium waksmanii, 1023 nucleotides. RefSeq names its product MBL fold metallo-hydrolase. Bases 1 to 1023 code for a protein of 340 amino acids. Gene Ontology annotation, molecular function: transferase activity. Lineage: Eukaryota; Fungi; Ascomycota; Eurotiomycetes; Eurotiales; Aspergillaceae. The transcript has 3 exons. The record is from RefSeq and is a predicted model, not a curated record.